AUGUCUAGCUCAGUCGCACUGCGUUUUCUCUUCUCUUGGGUGGCCCUCCUCUCCAGCCUCCAUCAGGGGGAAGGCCGGCCCCGCCUGGCCCAAGACAGUACACCCCGCCUGGGGCAGGAGGAGAGCCAGAGGGCCCUGCUCCUGGAGGCAGUGAAGACAGGCAUCUUGAGCUCCAUGGGGAUGGAGAAGGAGCCCAGGCCCAGGGAAUUGGCUUCAGAGGAGGAGCUGAGGAGGAUGCAUCGGCUCUACAGGGAAACACUGACGCUGCUGAGAGGGAACUCCAGUCAGGAAGGGGAAUCCUGGCAUUCCCCAAAGAGGACAUAUACCCUGCUUCUCCCAGCCACAGGUGAGACCUCAGCUGUCUUAUUUAAAGACACAUAGCUACUGUUCUGGUUUUAGCCACAAGGACCUGACUGUUGACAUUCUAGCUUUAGAUGGUGAUCUGACUUCAUGGAAUUUUGCCUUUAUGCAAGGUGUUUUUAUAACCUAUUGAAAAGGUCUGAGUUAGAUGCCAAAGCCAAAGGUUUGGGCUUAGUAAAAGGUGUGUACCUGUGUCCCGAAACAUUCUCCCAUGGUUGUUUCUUCAACAAGAUUUUAUGACAAAACAAACAAAUAGCCUUCAAACACAUAAAAAAAUAAAAAAAUAAAUCUUAAUGUAUCUGUGAGUGUUUUCUCAAACCAUAUGUCGUGAAAAUGAGUGAGCCAUGCAAUUUAGUCUUAGUGCUUCGUUUUUGUGUGCACUCCAACAAAAGCCUACCAUUAACAUUGGCAUUUGGACUUAGCAAAGGCUUGAUAGUAAUUCCGAGAGCAGAUAUGAAAUACCUCUUCUCCAAAGUAAUAAUGAACUACUCUAAUUUAUAAAUAAUUUGAUGUAAUUUUGUAAUUUUUUGAGGAGGUAAAGACACAUCCAUUACAACUCUUAAAAGCACAGCCUAUUGAAGUCAUGGCAGUAAUUCCAAGAACCUGAGCAUUUGUCUAACAAUCCUCUUUUCAUCUCUUUCAGUGGAGCCUUUCAAAGUGCUUCGGAGUGAUGAGGAACACACAUCAGAUAUGCUUUGGUACAGAGCUGUCUUCCACAAGAACCCAAACAUCAGGAAGGAUCUCACUUUGGCCCGGGCUGAGCUGAAGCUCUACAGACAACUGUUGGAUGGCUCUAAAGCUGCUGAGCCCACGAUUAGGGAAGAGGUUCAUGUUAAGAUCUAUGAGACGAAACCGCUGAACUCUUCUCUAUUGAUUCACACAGAGACCCUUGUUCAGAUGGUUGCUACAAGAACUGGAGAUUUGACUUUGGACAUCAGAACUAUUGUUGAUAAGUGGAGAGGGAGGUCGGAAGGCCACUCUCUAGUUGUGGAAGUAGGACUGGUCAUAGAAGAGGGAACUGAUCCCAAGAGGACCCCGCAGAUGGUCCUGGAGGUAGACCUUGUAGAGCCUAGAUCAGCAGGCAGAAGGAGACGGACUCGCUCCAACAAAGAAGACAACUGCGACGAAGAUGGUCGCUGCUGCCGAAAGUCUGUCAACGUGUCCUUCAAGGAGAUUGGCUGGUCAGACUGGGUCGUUGCCCCUGCUGGUUACAACAUGCACUUCUGUGACGGCUCCUGUCCUCACAACUACAAGCCAGCCAGCAUGCACACGCAGGUGAAAUCGCGUCUUCAUCAAAUCAACAAGGGAGCAACACCUCGGCCCUGUUGUGUGCCGGCAGCCUACGAACCUAUGGUCCUCAUGCACUACGACAGUCGGGGGAAAUUGAAGCUCACACCCUUCAAUGACUUGAUUGUCAGCAAAUGCCACUGUGCUUGA
Messenger RNA from Coregonus sp. 'balchen', 1797 nucleotides. Lineage: Eukaryota; Metazoa; Chordata; Actinopteri; Salmoniformes; Salmonidae. The record is from the annotation of a GenBank genome assembly.